Brettanomyces bruxellensis is the source of this 798-nucleotide messenger RNA. RefSeq lists its product as uncharacterized. The transcript is spliced from 2 exons. NCBI's taxonomy places the organism in Eukaryota, Fungi, Ascomycota, Pichiomycetes, Pichiales, Pichiaceae. Gene Ontology annotation, molecular function: magnesium ion binding; holo-[acyl-carrier-protein] synthase activity. The record is from RefSeq and is a predicted model, not a curated record. Gene Ontology annotation, cellular component: cytosol. Bases 1 to 798 code for a protein of 265 amino acids.
AUGCUAAAGAGCAUACAGUUUUAUCAUGAAAUCGAAAAAUUUUUUACUGAUUUUGAACGAGUAUGCUUCAAUAUUCCAGCCGAAACAGAUAGCUCACAGGAUUCGUCUACGAUUCUAUUCUUCUAUCUAGAUUUGCGAAACGAGGGAAUAGUUCAGCAUUUCCUAGACCAGUUUACGUUUGAAAUAUGUUCCAGAAUUCUCCCAUUAAAGCAGCAGGUACAUAUAAGAAAUAUUAGAGAUGAAAGAUUACGCAUCAUCAAGCUAAUUAAUGGGAUAUUUGUCAGAUAUCUAGUAGCAUGCUUUGAAAAAAACUUUGGUUCAUUGUCUGAUAUUAAAAUAGCGCAUGGCAAAUUCGGAAAGCCGGUCUUUUCGAACCGUCCAGAUUACAGUUUCAACAGUUCCGAUGAAGAAUCGAUAUCUUCCGUUGCAGUAUGCUUUCAUGGAGUUAAUCCAAUAGGAUGUGAUUUGAGCAAUCCAUCUGAUAUUGGAGGAUUUCAUCUUUCGGAUCUUCGUGACUUCUAUAAAUAUGAAUUUAGAGAUAUAUUUACGGAAAUGGAGACAAUAGAACUUGAUAAGAUGUUUAAAAGCAAAUAUUAUGCCGAUAGAAACAAUCAACUUCAAAUGCUCAGUCAGUAUUGGGCAAUUAAAGAAAGUCUCAGUAAGAUGGACGGAUAUGGGCUUAAUUAUGGACUACGAAAAUAUGAAGUUCUUGGCAUAGGGCACCCCACUGAAUUCAUAAGAUCAAACAAAAAAUCGAUGAGUAAAAGUUUAUUCGAAUAUCUGGAAAUACGGAAUUGA